AUGAAGAAGAACCAAGAAGCCGCGCGCAAGAAGGCCGAGGACGCGAAGGCCAAGUCCAAGGCGCUCGCGGAGAAGAGCAAGGCGGCGGCGGCGAAGGCGGCUGAAGCGAAGAAGGCGGCGGCGGUGAAGGCCGAGGCGAAGCGCAAGGAGAUGGCGAAGAAGACCGCGGCGUUGAACAAGACGGUGGGCGGCACGAGCCGCUUCGCGAAGUCUAUGUCCAAGGGCCCUGUUAAGAUGAAGGAUCCGCUCGAGGGCAAGAAAUUCAACCCGUUCUCCUUGUUCGGGAAGAAGGAUUAA
Molecule: messenger RNA, 297 nt
Organism: Ostreococcus lucimarinus CCE9901
Lineage: Eukaryota; Viridiplantae; Chlorophyta; Mamiellophyceae; Mamiellales; Bathycoccaceae
Exons: 1
Coding region: 1-297 (98 amino acids)
Source: RefSeq, a predicted model, not a curated record